AUGUCCUUCUAUGGACAAUCCGACCCGCGACCGUUUCAAAUCCCUAGUCCACUCACACCAAUCCCUCCACCAGCUGUAGGCUCCGCAAGAGAUCGUUUCGGGCCUCGGUAUGACGACUACAGGAUGCAUGACCUCUCGCCGUACAGUCAUUCGAGUGGUAGCCCACAGCAAACGGCAUAUGGACAUUCUCCAACAUCGCCCAUCUCGAGCCACGCUCGCAAUUUUGGAGGAGGGCAACCCCACAUCCAAAUGAAUCCGACUGCUACUGGGUACAUGGAUAAUGGCGGCAGCGACGAAAUGGACGAUGAAUCGGUUGUUGUACAUCAGGUUGCCCCGAAGGAUUAUGCUGGGCGUGAAGAAGAAAGAAAGAAGCGUACUUUAAGGAGAGAACUUAACUCGUAUCAGGUCACCAUGAUAACUCUUGGAGGCACGCUAGGCACCGGAUUACUUGUUGCUUCUGGCACCGCACUCUCUCAGGGUGGACCAUUGGGACUCCUAUUGGCUUACAUCUUUCUUGGCUUUGUCGCCUACUGUAUGAUGACUUCUCUAUGCGAACUUUCGUCCUACCUGCCUCACAAAAAGGGGUUCAUCGGUCUCAUUUCUCGCUACGUGCAUCCGGCCAUAGGCUUCGGGCUGGGUUGGACAUAUUUGUGUCGAUUCAUCUUCGUCCCACCGUCUCACAUCAAUACGGCAGCCAUAGUCAUGUCCUAUAUCAAUGACACUACCGAUCGACCUAGCAUCAACCCAGUCCCUUCUGCAGCAUGGAGGGUAAUCUUCAUUGUAGUUGUUGUUGGAGUUAACCUUCUAGCGAUUCGAGGUUUUGGACGGUUGGAGUUCUGGCUCUCAAGCUUCAAGGUGGUCGCGUUGAUCGUCCUCAUUCUUUUUGGGCUCGUCGUGGACCUUGGAGGGGUCCGUCUGAAAUCGGGCAACUUUGAACGCAUUGGGUUCAGAUACUGGCAGCCUCCUGCUGGACCAAUGGGCCAUGGAGUCAGAGGCAACGUUCCUGAUCCCAACCCAACGCAGACUUUUCUUGGAUUCUGGGCAACCUUGGUUCGGGUCCUGUUCGCAUACGAAGGCAUGGAGUUGAUUGGUGUCGUCGUUGGUGAGGCAGCAAAUCCACGUGUUUCGGUUCCGAAAGCCAUCAAACAAACAUAUCGCCUCGUCAUUACGCUAUACAUCACGACCGUUUUCAUCAUCGGCCUGAUUUGUGCCAGCAAUGAUGAUACCUUUACUGGUCGUAGGCAGUCACGCGGUCAAAUUUCCCCUUUUAUUAUUGCUGCCAAUAAUCUAUCUGCACGAGCGCUCGUUCCUGUCAUCAACUCAACGAUCAUUAUGUUUGCACUCUCUGCAGCGACCUCCAACAUUUACACAGGAUCACGUCUCCUUUACGGUCUUGCACUCGAUGGGCAGGCGCCAAAGAUUCUUACCAAGCUCGCCGUAGGUGGACGCCCUCUUCUAGCACUAGCCGCAUGCUCUGCAUGGUGUUUCCUCAGCUACCUUGGACAGAAUGAUGGCAAGGCAAACCAUGCGUUUGACUUCUUUGUGGAUGUGUCGACAACCGCCGGGUCUCUUAGCUGGAUUUGCAUCUUUUGGGCACACAUUCGAUUCCGGCAAGCUCUUCAGGCACAGAAUCAACCUCUAAGCACAUUAAAAUACCUUGCACCUCUACAUCCAUAUGGAACUUGGUUCUCGUUGAUAGUUACGGUCAUAUUUGCCAUCUUCAAGGGGUACGAGAGCUUUGUUAAGCGACAUGUAGGAGGGCUCAUUGCGGCCUACGUCCUCUUUCCGUGGUUCUUUGCGCUGGUUGGAUUUUGGAAGUACUUUAAGCACGGUACGUUUGUACCGCUCGACAAGAUCAAUCUCCAAGAGGGAAAACGGGAGAUCGACCUGGAAGAGGAGGAUUAUUUCAUGCGAAAAGCAGGACAACCACCGCAAUCAUGGUGGAAACGAGUCCUCAACUGA
Molecule: messenger RNA, 1962 nt
Organism: Serendipita indica DSM 11827
Lineage: Eukaryota; Fungi; Basidiomycota; Agaricomycetes; Sebacinales; Serendipitaceae
Source: the annotation of a GenBank genome assembly